Messenger RNA from Rhopalosiphum padi (bird cherry-oat aphid), 976 nucleotides. It is a transcript of the gene Nacalpha, whose product is annotated as nascent polypeptide-associated complex subunit alpha. The transcript is spliced from 3 exons. Gene Ontology annotation, biological process: protein targeting to membrane. The coding region runs from base 163 to 792 and encodes 209 amino acids. Gene Ontology annotation, cellular component: nascent polypeptide-associated complex; cytoplasm. NCBI's taxonomy places the organism in Eukaryota, Metazoa, Arthropoda, Insecta, Hemiptera, Aphididae. The record is from RefSeq and is a predicted model, not a curated record.
GACUUGCUAUUGUGAAUACUGUAUUGUGAUUUCGAUAAUACCGAAUUCGGUCUUCACGAUUUUUAUUGUUGAUCACAACACGUUUUUCGUACAUAACCUCGAGACCUGAUACAUUUCUCGUAGUUUGUUAAUUUUUUUUUUAACCCAACAAAUUCAAGAAACAUGCCGGAAUUAACGGAAAUCGAUGCUACAAAAAAAGUAAGCUUCGAGGAGCCCAAGAAAGACGCUGCAGACAGUGACAGCGAUUCAAGUGGCGUAGAUGUUGCCGCUGGCAAAGGUGGUGAAGGAGCUAGUGGUGUCACCGCGGAAGACUUGUCCAACAAGGCCAGGCAGUCAAGAGGCGAGAAAAAAGCUAGGAAAAUCAUAUCCAAACUUGGUCUCAAGCAGAUACAUGGGGUCAAUCGAGUGACCAUUCGCAAAUCCAAGAACAUUCUGUUUGUCAUUAACAACCCUGAUGUCUUCAAGAACCCAGCAUCUGACACUUACAUUGUGUUUGGUGAAGCAAAGAUUGAAGAUUUAAGCCAGCAAGCACAAGUUGCAGCUGCUGAGAAAUUCAAGUCUGCUGAUAUGAUGCCGAGUGUAUUGGACAAAGAUGGUGCGUCCAGGCCAAUGGUCAGUCAGCCUAUCCAAGAAGAAGAGGAAGAAGAAGGCGAGAUUGAUUAUAAGGGAGUAGAAGAAAAGGAUGUGGACCUAGUUUGUGCGCAAGCACAAGUGACCAAGCGCAAGGCUAUUGAAGCACUACUUAAAAACAACAACGAUAUUGUCAAUGCUAUUAUGGACUUGACAAUGUAAAACUAGGAUAUAACGUAUAUAACGUUUUAAGGGAGAGAAUUAUCAUUGUUUAUACCUUAGACUGAUGAUAACAUCCAAUAAUAAAUAAGCACAUUUACUAUAUGAUCUUCUGUAAAAUUGAUUUUUUCCUUCACGUUAUUUGUAUAUACUGUUUUUCGGUUCAAUACAAAACUUUCUCUGGCUA